AGACAUCGAACCUGUGAAAGUGGUCUGGCGCUAGGUCCUGUUUCCACCUCUGCUCAAGUCUCCUCUCGUGUACAGAGCAUGAGUACAUUUGUUUGUCCUUAAAAGAAAACUUUUAAUUAUAUCACCCUUCUCUCUUUUCACUAUGCUUAGCCGUGCCGUAUUGCCUCUGACGAGGCCCAACGCCCUCGCCUCUACGCUUCGUUUAUCCUCCUUGCCAGUUACCCACUCUCGGUGGUAUGCAAAGAACAAUAAGCCCAAGGCUUCAUAUAAGCUUCCCGAUUCUAUCAAGCAAUCCCAAGCCGAGAAGCCGACCCAACCUUCGCAACAGGAAUAUUCAGCUUCCCAAGCUGAAUUCGAUACCAAUGCGGAUGCACAAAGUAACACAGCAAACCAGACCGCCGAACCUACCGAGAAAGCUGCGCCGCAACAACCACUUCCCGACCUCACACAGGGUAUUCCAUCCACCCUCGCCGCAGAACUAGAAGCUCGCUCGAAAGGUCGUGGACCGACUGCACUGAACCUUACCGAAGACCCUUCUCGCUCGGACGAAUACACAGAUGAUGGCCACGGCGGCGAUAUCCCUAAGGAUGGUUAUGUCUCGUCUCUCGAUCGCCGAAGGGCCCGGACGGCCAACCUGAUGUAUGCCCUUUUCUUGCUUGCGGGUGCCGGUGGGGUCGCCUAUCUGGGCCGGAACUGGGAUACCGAGGAGGAGGAAAGGAUCCAUCCGGAUGUCCCAUCAGGAUGGGGCCUUGGGCUCUGGUACAACCGCGUCAAAGCUCGUUUCAGCGAUCUCACUAGCUACUAUAAAGAUCCCGCUUUCCCGAAGCUCCUUCCUGAUGAAGAUCCCAACCUCCGUCAGCCUUACACCUUGGUGUUAAGUUUGGAAGAUCUGCUCGUGCACAGCGAAUGGAGCCGUGAACAUGGAUGGCGAGUUGCCAAGCGACCUGGCGUGGAUUAUUUCCUGCGCUACCUCAACCAGUACUAUGAGCUUGUUCUCUUCACCAGCGUUCCGAGUAUGAUGGCAGACCAAGUGCUUCGGAAACUUGACCCUUUCCGCAUCAUUCGCUGGCCACUGUUCCGGGAAGCGACUAGGUACAAGGAUGGAGAAUACAUUAAGGAUCUUGCGUACCUUAACCGUGACCUCUCCAAGGUGAUCUUGAUCGACACCAAGGAGGAACAUGCCCGUUUGCAGCCGGAGAAUGCCAUCAUUCUUAAGAAGUGGAAUGGUGAACCCAAGGACAAGACUUUGGUCGCUUUGAUUCCUUUGCUUGAGUACCUUGCCGGCAUGGGUGUGGAAGACGUACGCCCUGUCCUGAAGUCGUUCGAGGGCACUGAUAUCCCCGUUGAAUUUGCCAAGCGGGAGAAGGCCAUGCGUGAACGUUUCCAGAAGGAAUUAGGCGAGGAGCAGAAAAAACGGCCUAAACUCAGCAUGGGCAGCCUGGCUUCUGCUUUUGGACUGAAAUCCACCCGGACUUUGGACGGCGAGCAGACUCCGUCCGAGGGUCUUGCCCAGGGUAAGAUGCUCUGGGAUCAGAUCCGUGAGCGCGGUCAGAAGAACUACGAAAUGAUGGAGAAGGAGAUCCGCGAAAACGGUGAGAAGUGGCUGGCCGAGAUGGCCGCUGAAGAGGAGAAGGCACGACAGGAACAGAUGGACCAGAUGAAGGGCUCCUUCACUAGCAUGUUCGGCGCUGGCAAGCAGUAAUUGAUUUCUUGAGAAUUGUGGCGCGUGGCGGUCACUUGGAACAAACACUCUUCUCCCAAUCGGAUCUUUCUAAUGUGUACCUGAAAUGCUUUUGUUUUGGGGGACGGGGUUAUGAUUAGAGGGUUCUCCUACUUUUUUUUGGCUCCUGAGCAUCGUCAUGGGUCGUCUGUAAAAUAGCAUUUGGUUGAUUAUCUGUCCUCUGUAUAAAUGAGAUUACAAGUUUUAAUGCCUUUGAA
This is a messenger RNA of Aspergillus alliaceus, 1938 nucleotides long. Its product is annotated as protein translocase subunit TIM50. The record is from RefSeq and is a predicted model, not a curated record. The coding region runs from base 143 to 1702 and encodes 519 amino acids. Gene Ontology annotation, molecular function: phosphoprotein phosphatase activity. Lineage: Eukaryota; Fungi; Ascomycota; Eurotiomycetes; Eurotiales; Aspergillaceae. The transcript has 3 exons.